AUGGAUGUCGACAGAACAGUUCCCAAAAAUGUGACUACUCCAGUAACUUUAAAUAAUGAGACAGGCGAAGUGAUAGUGAAAAAGGCAAGUGGUAAGAUAAAGGUUAGAACUGGUCAAACAGUAGAAGAUUAUCUAGAUCAGAGGAGCCAAUUCUGGCUGACUGAUUCAAAAGAAUGUACAAACUUGAACAUGGGUUGGAUGUCUGAGAAUUUCGAUAUUGAUGCAUUGUUAUCAUCUAUAGAUACGUUAAAGUCAUCUAAACAUGAAAGACAGCGUAUUAUCGAUUAUUUGGCUUGGUUAUUCUACUAUAAUAAUAAUAAUAACAAUAGAGAGUUCUCUCAAUUGAUUACAGAUAAGAUAAUCCCUGUUUUUAACGAUAUUAAUACAGAACUAAAAGGCAAAAUAAAGAAAGAAGUAACACUAUUGGAGAGACUUUCCAAACUAAACACUGACGCCAAUACUAAUAACAUAAACACAAAAACUGGGGGAAAUCCAGAAGCGAUGAGCAUCUGA
Messenger RNA from Arxiozyma heterogenica, 513 nucleotides. RefSeq lists its product as uncharacterized. Lineage: Eukaryota; Fungi; Ascomycota; Saccharomycetes; Saccharomycetales; Saccharomycetaceae. The record is from RefSeq and is a predicted model, not a curated record. The transcript has a single exon. Bases 1 to 513 code for a protein of 170 amino acids.